UACACGGGCUCAAAUAGUGAAUGCAAAUUUAUUUCUCUUUGUUUAAAUAUUCCAAAUUUAUUUAGUUGGAUGAAGUUGACAGAGGAGGAGGAGUGGAUGACAUAGCUGUCAUAAUUCAAGCCGUGCUUAUCAUCUGAUCUGCUUCGUUCUCUUCUUUCUUUCACACGCUAGCAUCUCUUCUUGUUCUGAUUCUCUGUUUUUUGGGGAAAGAGUUGAAACUGUGAAUUAUAUGGAUUCGGGAACAGUAAAGAAGGGUUUGAGUUAUACUCGGAGAAACAAGAAGUGGGUUCUUGCUCUGGGAAUCUUGGGUCUCACUAGUUAUGGUGCAUACAGAACUUAUCAUUCACCUGGCAUGGCAAAAAAGAGGGAGAAAUUGUUGAAACUCAUCAGUUCUUUAGCUUCUUUAGCUGAUAUUGUGUCUGAUUCAACAGAUACAAUUGCAAUUCUCUCUAAAGAUUUCAAGGAUUUCAUACAUUCAGAUUCCGAUCAAAUCCCCACUAGUUUAAGACAGAUUUCAAAGAUUGCAAAAUCCGAUGAGGUCUCAGAGUCUCUGGUCAAAAUCACCGCCGCUAUAACCACCGGAAUUCUUCAAACCUAUCCGCACAAAACGGGAGAUUCUGGCUGCAUUGAUCGCGUUUUGGAUAAGCUGUUCACGGAUAGUGGCUCAGGUUUUGCGUCUGUGGUUGUGGGGAGCUUUGCUAAGAAUUUGGCCAUGGCGUUUUUCUCAUCAUCAGACAGGGUUAUUAGUUCAGAGCCACUACCCGGGUGGGUAAAUAAUGUUCUCUGCGACGAAAAAUGCAGAGAACUAAUUGGGGAUUUCGUGCGUCUCUUUGUCAGCACAGCUGUAACAGUGUAUCUGGAGAAGACGAUGAACAUCAACACCUACGAUCAAAUCUUCGCUGGAUUGACUAACCCGAAGCACGAAACAAGAGUGAAAGACAUGCUGGUGGCGGUCUGCCAUGGCGGGGUGGAGACAUUUGUCACAACAUCUCAUCAAGUUCUCACCAGUGGGAUUAAUCAUAGGAAACAAAUGAAAGCCAGCCAUGAAGAUGAUGAUGAAGAGGACAAGAACAACAAUAAUGUUCUGUCUGUGCCUGGGAACAAAAGGUUUUUUCUUGAUUUGACAGGGAAGGUUACCUUUGAGACCAUGAAAUCUUUGCAGGAGGUUAUGAUAGAAAGGUUUUCGCAGAGUUUAAGCAGAAGAGUUGAUGCUGUGCAGGAUAAGGGUGCAGAAGCUUUGGAGUAUGUGAGGUGGAAAUCCUCUGCGGCAAUCACUGCUUGCCUUUCUUUGUGUUUGCACAUUGUUGAUAGUCCUUGGCUUUUGGUGCCACCUUAACUUCAAUGCACCCCUCUACAUUUCCACUUGUCCUAUCUUUGAGUCCUAGUGGAGGAAGUAAAUUGUCAUAUAUGAAUCGAACCUACACUUCGGGACAUUCUGCUAUACAUAAUUAUCAAUCUUCAUGCAUUAAUUAAUCAGUUGAGUUAUAUUCUAGGAACAGAAGGUCCUAAACUUCACUUAUGUUGUUGUAAUUGAUCCAAAUUGUAUCCAGGUUAGCCAAUUCUUAAA
Messenger RNA from Ipomoea triloba (trilobed morning glory), 1567 nucleotides. RefSeq names its product protein PHLOEM PROTEIN 2-LIKE A10-like. The coding region runs from base 230 to 1336 and encodes 368 amino acids. The record is from RefSeq and is a predicted model, not a curated record. NCBI's taxonomy places the organism in Eukaryota, Viridiplantae, Streptophyta, Magnoliopsida, Solanales, Convolvulaceae. The transcript has a single exon.